This is a messenger RNA of Asparagus officinalis (garden asparagus), 1632 nucleotides long. Its product is annotated as peroxisomal membrane protein PEX14. Bases 169 to 1632 code for a protein of 487 amino acids. Gene Ontology annotation, cellular component: peroxisomal importomer complex; peroxisomal membrane. Gene Ontology annotation, biological process: protein import into peroxisome matrix, docking. NCBI's taxonomy places the organism in Eukaryota, Viridiplantae, Streptophyta, Magnoliopsida, Asparagales, Asparagaceae. Gene Ontology annotation, molecular function: signaling receptor binding. The record is from RefSeq and is a predicted model, not a curated record. The transcript is spliced from 14 exons.
CUCUCCAUAACGAUCCCCAUAAAGAAUCCCUCGUAUCUGACGCACGCUAAUAAAUAAACUAAUUAUCGUAAUAGACUUGUGCUCAUAAUAUCUGGCUUUUAUUCACUUACCCCCCUCGGCAAAACCCUUAUUAUCCUCUUCAAUCCAAAUCUCCACUGAGCUCCGCCCAUGGCGACGCGAGCCCCAAAGCCUCAGACCCAGGUGAUCACCGACCAGAACCCACAAAGCCCAGUUCAAGGAACUGAGUUGUCGAAACCAGUUGAUGGGAAUGGACAAGCUGCUGAAGCUGUCAAUGAUAUUUCAGAAAGGCCAUUUCUUGCACCUUCGGAACCGAUGAGAGAGGAUCAAGUGCAAAACGCUGUUAAGUUUCUGUCGCAUCCAAAAGUGAGGGGCUCUCCAGUUAUUUACAGGCGUUCAUUUCUCGAGAAGAAGGGCCUCACCAAGGAGGAAAUAGAUGAAGCCUUUCAUCGUGUUCCUGAUCCACCAUCAAAUGCAACGUCUGCUGGGGCUGCUGUCACAAAUCAAGUUGCCCGACCAAAUUCAUCUACCAGUUUGCAAGCGCAAGCUCCCACUCAAGCUCCACAACCUGCAAGUCUUCCAGUUAACAGUGCUUCCAUCAUCUCAAGUGUGCAACAGUCAAGGUUUCAGUGGUCACAUGCUUUAAUUGCUGUGGGUGUGCUUGCUGCUUCUGGUGCUGGAAGUGCUGUCUUCUUCAAGAAAGUUGUAGUUCCAAGGUUGAAAACUUGGAUAAAGAAAGUUGUAGCAGAAGAAAAAGAAUCUGAGAAGGAAGAAGAACAGCAUUCAGUUCUUGCUGAUCAAACGGCAGAAGCUGCAAAAGCAGCUGCCACGGCUGCUGCUGUUGUUGCUAAAGCAAGUGAAGAAUUACUGAAGUCCAAAAAUGAAGAGAGGAAGUACUUUGAGGCUUUUAUGAGUGCGAUGGAUGUCCAAGUGAAGGAGAUGAAAUCUAUGGGUGAAGCUAUCCGAAAGUUGGAAAGCUCAAGGGAAAAUAGCCAUUCUAAGGAGAAGAUGAUGGAAGAGUACAUUCAAUCCAAUAUAGGGAAUGCUGCGGGGACUACUAACAAUUCAUGGAGAACUCCUCAGGUCAAUCUGGCAGAUGCAAAUCUCUCAUCCAUACAGAAGCAAGUGAAAGUGAAUGGCACAAAUCCUGACUAUGCUGCAGUACGACCUUCAUCAGCACCAUCAACUGUAGAACCUGCACCCCACCCAAAGUCGUAUAUGGAGAUUAUGGCCAUGGUGCAAAGGGGGGAAAGGCCUCCAAACAUCAGGGAUAUCAAUGACAUGCCCCCUAAUCCCAAUCAGGAGCCGAGUAAAUCUGUGCUAGCACCUCGACCUAAGCCAUGGGAAGUUCCUCAGCAAAACUCCAGUGAAGUUCUAAGCUCCAGCAACGAAGAUAAUGGCCUCCCGUCCUAUAUCAACGGGAAAGCUAAUGAUUCUUCAGAGCCAUGGUGGAAAAGAAAAGCAGUAAAGAUAACAGAACUGGAAACUGAAUCGAAGGAAGUGAGUUCCAUCCAAAGGAGCUGGGUCCCGCCUCAACCACCAGGUGUUGCGAUUGCUGUUGUCAAAGAAUCUGAGAUUGAAGAAGAAAGGGAAGUUGGUGUUGAGAUGAGUUGA